Molecule: messenger RNA, 765 nt
Organism: Penicillium nucicola
Lineage: Eukaryota; Fungi; Ascomycota; Eurotiomycetes; Eurotiales; Aspergillaceae
Exons: 1
Coding region: 1-765 (254 amino acids)
Biological process (GO): lipid metabolic process
Molecular function (GO): oxidoreductase activity, acting on the CH-CH group of donors
Source: RefSeq, a predicted model, not a curated record
AUGGCGAGUGACAAGAAACUACACGACAACCUGUCGCGCGUCAAAGCUCCGUCGCCCCUUGGAAAGUCGAUCUUUGUUGGGCUUCGUUUGACCGAUGCGGUUUGGCAAUAUGCAUUCCUCCAUCGUGGAUGGGCCACUCAGCUCGUCCACUGGCUCCGUGGAACGCCUCUUCCCGUGAUGGAUGCAGUUCAUGGCCGGUUGAACCCCUACUAUCAGAUGUUUGUGGUCAUGUCACUCGGCAGUGGCCUCAAGCAAGCGAUCCACAUGGGACUGAUCUCAGAACAAGAGCUCUCUGCUGGGCAGGGCUUCGGCAUAGGCUUCUUCAACACGGUUUUCAACUCCACGAACAUUAUUUUCUCCAUUUGGUCCCUGACCUCCCAAUCACCUGCCUCUGAUACCUGGCUUGGUGUGCUUUCAUCGCCAUCGGUCGCCGUUGGAGCGACUGCUUACGCUGUUGGCAUCGUGACAGAGUUGGUGUCAGAGUUGCAACGACAGAGAUUCAAGAAGAAUCCCGCCAACAAAGGGAAGCCAUAUGGCGGCGGUCUAUUCUCCCUUGCGACAAAUAUCAACUAUGGUGCCUAUAGUUUGUGGCGCGGCGGAUUUGCCCUCGCUAGUGGAGGUUGGGCCUGGGGCCUCUUCACAUUCUCUUUCUUCUUCUAUGAUUUUGUGACUCGUGGAGUUCCAGUUCUUGAUCAAUAUUGUACCGAGAGGGUAACUAUCUCCUUAAUUCCCCUUGCCGAAGUGGCUUCUUACAGUACACGCUAA